Molecule: messenger RNA, 1878 nt
Organism: Stereum hirsutum FP-91666 SS1
Lineage: Eukaryota; Fungi; Basidiomycota; Agaricomycetes; Russulales; Stereaceae
Product: alcohol oxidase
Exons: 19
Coding region: 1-1878 (625 amino acids)
Molecular function (GO): flavin adenine dinucleotide binding; oxidoreductase activity, acting on CH-OH group of donors
Source: RefSeq, a predicted model, not a curated record
AUGCUAUACGCUUCUCGAAGUUGGAAUACUUUUACUCAAUUCCGUUCUCAAGGUGGAGGAACAGCAGGGCUCACAGUAGCAACGAGACUCUCGGAGAAUUCCAGUUAUGUGGUCGGUGUAUUGGAAGGAGGUGUCUUCCAUCAAAAUGACCCUCUGAUUGAUGUUCCGGCAAAUUCUGGAAACGCUACCGGGAACCCCGCGUAUGAUUGGGACUUCCAGACCACUCCUCAGUCUAGCGUCAACGGUCGUACGAUUGCAGUUCCUAGAGGUAAAAUGCUCGGCGGGUCCUCUGGGCUCAAUCUGAUGGCAUGGAAUCGCCCCUCGAAAGACGAGCUGGACAUAUUACAGACCUUUUCUCCAAGUAACGAAUGGAAUUGGGACGGCUUAAUCCCUUACUUCAAGAAGUCUACGUCUCUCGAUGCUAGCCAGUCUUUCUCUUUUACGGACGUGUCUGGGAACAAAACGUCUUCUCACUCAUUUGAUACGCUCUUCGAAGACUUCAAUGGGCCUGUGAACGCCUCCUUCAAUGACCUUUACCCGACUGUUGUUCCUGCUUACAUGGACUCAUUCAAAUCGAUAGGUAUCAGCGCCAACGCCGAUCCAGAUAACGGCUCGUCUACUGGCAUUUACAACUCUCGGUUGAGUGUUGAUCGGCCCAAUGGAGUAAGAUCCUACGCUGCUCCAGCCUAUUACUGCCCUGCUUCUUCACGAGGCAACUUGCAUGUUCUAACGAAUGCUCAAGUGACAAAAAUCGUUCUUCAAAACAGCACUUCUACUCCUGGAUUUCUCGAGGCGUCAGGCGUGCAGUUUGUCGCAGACGCGGGAACGUUCACAGCAAGUGUGAAAAGGGAGGUUUUACUCUCGGCCGGUACAGUGCAAACACCGCAACUGUUGGAACUAUCGGGUAUGGCGUACUUCCUUCUCUACGUUUCAGAGAAUCUCAGCUGUUCCAACUCUUGCACAGGCAUCGGGAAUGCUACCUUGCUUGAAUCGCUAGGCGUGGCUGCUCUGAUAGACCUUCCACAAGUCGGCGAAAAUCUUCAAGAGCACCUUUUUGUACCACUCGAAUUUCUUUUGAAGCCUGGGAGUCUCACUUUUGACGAGCUACGGAUCAACGCUACUUUUGCGAAGGAGGCAGCAGCUCAAUAUAGCGCAACGCGAACGGGCUGGCUUGCGGCUAGUGACUCUAUUCUGGCCUACUUUCCUUUCCAGUCUUUCGUGGACGAGGACCAAAUGGAUACACUGAAGAGCGCGUUUCUUAACUCUGCUUCGCAGGGAUCUCCAUCACCGUUCCUGGCCGCUGAAUACGAUAUUCAGCGCCAAUGGAUUAACCAAACGACUGUUCCCCAAGUUGAAACCAUUCUCUUCGCAAAAGGCGUCAUUUCGCCAAACAACAACGAGAGUUACAUCACGGUACUUGCGGGCCUACAGCACCCUUUGAGCCGUGGCUCUGUGCACAUAAAUUCAAGCCAGUCGCUCGCUCAGCCCGUGAUAGCCGCGAAUUACCUUGAGAAAGACUUCGAUACUUUAACCCUUCUCCACGCUGCUCGGUUGAUUAUUAACCUAGCAAACACGACAUCGUUAAGUUCCAUUGUGCAAAACAUAACCAGUCCGGCUGGCAUUCAGAGCGACUCUGACCUUGUUAAUUACAUCAAAAAUACUUUGGCACCCGGGGACCAUCUCAUAGGUACCGCUGCUAUGGGCCCUCAGGAGCUGGGAGGCGUUGUCGACUCUUCUCUCAAGAUAUAUGGGACGACUAACAUGCGAGUCGUGGAUGCGAGCAUUAUCCCAUUACAUCUUGCUGCUCACCCACAAACACUCGUGUAUGCAAUUGGCGAAAAGGCAGCGGACAUGAUACAGAGCGAAGCAAGCCUCUAG